Messenger RNA from Etheostoma cragini (Arkansas darter), 5406 nucleotides. RefSeq names its product DEAD (Asp-Glu-Ala-Asp) box helicase 6 (gene ddx6). Gene Ontology annotation, cellular component: cytoplasmic stress granule; P-body. The transcript is spliced from 14 exons. Gene Ontology annotation, molecular function: RNA helicase activity; mRNA binding; ATP binding. Gene Ontology annotation, biological process: P-body assembly; cytoplasmic stress granule assembly. Lineage: Eukaryota; Metazoa; Chordata; Actinopteri; Perciformes; Percidae. The record is from RefSeq and is a predicted model, not a curated record. The coding region runs from base 664 to 2112 and encodes 482 amino acids.
GAUGCAUGUGGAGUGGAUGUCGAUUCAAGAUAGUCUGAAGUAUCAUUUUGACAGGACGCCCUGUAGGUAAAGGGUAAAUACCCAAAUCAAAUCCUUGAUUUGAAAUGAAAUCAGCUGAUUACUUGGAUGGGGGCGGGUUCAAAUACGAGUGGAAGCCAUCUUGAACGGUUGGUUGACAAGACUCUUUCGUAGUCAGCUAAAAAUUGAGUACAACGCAUAGGAAACCGGUUAUUUCCGUUAUCCAAGGGUUGAAGAAACUUGAGAAAGGACGCAGCUGCUCAGUGAAGCUAGCUAAACAAGAUGGCUAGCUAAACAGUCUGCCAGUACUUGAAAGCUAGUUUAGCCCUCCUGGUGUAUGGUUUUGGAUGAAAAUGGCAGAUUACAUCUAUGCUAAACCCUAAUUUGCUUAAGAAAUCAAUGGUUAGACGUUUUCUAAAAAAAGGAGAGGGAUUUGUUUUUGACACUUGACGUUCCAGAAACCACAAUAUUUUCAAGGAACCUGCAGAGACAAAACCUUUGAACAUUUACAUUUGGAUAUUAUUAAAGUCUCAAGAGGGAAAGACAAUCUUGUGCUUUGAGUGGUCCCAGCACAGUGGGCUCACUAUAUUUUGAGACUGUUAGAGAUUGCAUUGCUAUUGAAACGGAAAGUAAAGCUCAACAAACAUGAGUACCGCCAGGACAGAGAACCCAGUGAUUUUGGGCUUGUCCAACCAGAAUGGACAGCUCAGAGGCCCAGUGAAGCCUGCUGGAGCACCAGGUGGAGGUGGAGGAGGCCCUCUACUACAGCAGCUUAAUCAGAUGAAAGGCACAAUCAACAAUGGCAACUCCCAACCGGCCCCUACAGCCAACGCUGUCAUCAAGCCUGGAGAUGACUGGAAGAAAAAUUUGAAAUUGCCCCCAAAAGACAUGAGAAUGAAAACUUCGGAUGUGACUGCAACUAAAGGCAACGAGUUUGAAGAUUAUUGCCUAAAGAGGGAGCUGCUUAUGGGAAUCUUUGAGAUGGGCUGGGAAAAGCCAUCUCCAAUUCAGGAGGAAAGCAUUCCCAUUGCACUGUCAGGAAGGGAUAUCUUGGCCAGAGCUAAGAAUGGCACGGGAAAGAGUGGAGCCUACCUCAUUCCCUUACUUGAACGUAUUGACCUGAAGAGGGACUGCAUACAAGCUGUGGUCAUAGUGCCCACCAGAGAACUGGCUCUGCAAGUAAGCCAAAUAUGUAUCCAGGUCAGCAAACACAUGGGUGGAGUCAAGGUAAUGGCAACCACAGGUGGAACCAACCUACGUGAUGACAUCAUGAGACUCGAUGAAACGGUACAUGUGAUCAUUGCCACUCCUGGGAGGAUUUUAGACCUCAUCAAGAAAGGGGUGGCUAAAGUCAACCAAGUGCAGAUGGUCGUUCUGGAUGAAGCUGACAAACUCCUGUCUCAGGACUUUGUGCUUAUGAUGGAGGAAAUGCUGGGCUUCCUGGCCAAACAGAGGCAGAUUCUGCUCUAUUCUGCAACCUUCCCUCUUAGCGUGCAAAAGUUUAUGAAUGCACACCUGCAGAAACCCUAUGAGAUCAACCUGAUGGAGGAGCUUACACUGAAGGGUGUGACUCAGUAUUACGCCUAUGUAACUGAAAGGCAAAAGGUCCAUUGCCUCAACACCUUGUUCUCCAGGCUCCAGAUCAACCAGUCUAUAAUCUUCUGCAACUCCUCUCAGAGAGUGGAGCUCCUUGCCAAGAAGAUCUCCCAGCUCGGUUAUUCAUGUUUCUACAUUCAUGCCAAGAUGAGACAGGAGCAUCGCAAUCGUGUGUUCCAUGACUUUAGAAACGGCCUCUGCCGGAAUCUUGUCUGCACUGACCUUUUCACAAGAGGAAUUGACAUUCAAGCUGUGAAUGUUGUGAUUAAUUUCGAUUUUCCCAAGCUGGGAGAAACAUACCUUCAUCGCAUUGGGAGAUCUGGCCGCUUUGGACACUUGGGUCUGGCCAUCAACCUCAUCACCUACGAUGAUCGCUUCAACCUGAAAGGGAUUGAGGAGCAGCUUGGGACAGAGAUCAAGCCCAUCCCUGGCAUCAUUGACAAGAGCCUAUAUGUGGCAGAGUACCACAGUGAAAGUGGCGAAGAACUCAAGCCAUGAGCCAAUCAGUCCAUGAUCCAUUCCCCUUUGUAUCUUUUUUCCAUCCCCUGUCUUGGAGUUCUUGUAUUUCUUUUUUUUAAAUGUAUAGUUUCUGUUUGGCUACUUUUUUUUUUUUUUUUUUUUGGAUGCACCAUAAGGAAUGUGUAUUUUGAUGGACGCGUUUCAGAAGAACUCAUUUGCAUUUUUUAAUGGGCUCUGUGCUGCUGCACCACCACACCCUGAAGACAUAAGCACCGGGAGGAAAGCAUGGGACCAAGUUAAAAAAUAUAUCAAGGCACAUUGUGAAGAUUCAUAUCCACCAAUGACACAAAGCCAGCACCAACAGACCGCUACUUGACACCCCUCCAUUCUCCACAUUUUAUUUUGAAAGUUUUAACCAAUUUGUAUCAAGUGCCUUAACAAGCAGUUCAACUCGUUCUAAAGUAAUAACCCUCCAUUAUCCGCCAUGAGACACACACACAUACACUCACGUUCACCUAAUUGAAAAUUGGUACAGCUGAUUUAACUUCAGAUCACAUUGGUGAAUUCAUAACGUUUUCUGUUGGAUCAUUCGUUUGCAAGAAAUGGAGAUAAAUAGGAGGGAGGCUGGUUUUUAAUCUAUCUGACUUAUCUUUCUGCUGGCUAAGCUGCACUUGAGUCUGGCUGCGAAAUGAGGACAAACUUGGAUGUUCCAUGGACAGAAAUGCUGGAUAUUUUUCCAAGAGACAGCCAGACUGUCAGUUGCUUGUGAAGAAGCGUGUGCUUUUAAAAGACCCAGACUCUUUCCUCAGUCUUCAGCAUCAGAACACUACAAAUGAAUAAGCAGCCCCUCCACACGGAGUCAUGAGGAUACCGGUUUUGGUGGAGUUUAAUUGUGGGAACGCUUUUUUUCUUUCUUUCUUUUUGUCCUGUGUUUCACCUUCCUAUGGAUGGCCAUGCUUAAUUCUGUAAGAUGUGCAGCCCUCACGUGGGGUGCAUCUUACACCUUGUGUAUAUACCUUCAUUUUAAGAUUGUUUUAAACGAGUUCAAAAGGCUGGCCGACAAACUAAAAAGCUCUCCCCCCACCCACCUUUUUCUCUCGUUAGCACUGGAGACCGUUUCCUUAAAUGCCAGUUUGUUUGAUCUGCAAUAUUGGCCUGUGAAUUUAUUUAUAAUUUUAGAAAUUGCAGAAUAUAUUAGACUCUAAAACAUGACCUUGUGCAUGAAAUGUUUUUGGAGGCAGUUUGUCGCUGAUAAUCUUUUAGGCCCUCCAAAUUUGAUGGUGAGUGCAAUUCUUCAAAGCUGCACUUAAACUGGUAUUGUUUAAAUAGUUGCCCUUAUUCUCCUGCUACCGGUGUUACCAAAUGUUCAGUCUAGACAGAUAGCUUUGUUAAGCUUGUGCAUUUGAGUAAUGAAUUCUUUGUCACCAGCCUUAACUUGUGAAAUGGACUCUUGAGACAUGCUCUAAGAUCUCCCCGUUAUAGUGUUAUUGGAAGAGACAAUAAUCUAUCAUGUAGUAGUACUACUCGCUGCAGUGCAGCUGACUUGGCAGAGCAAUUGUUUUCUGGGGGAGGUAGUAGCUGUUACAUUGAUCUAUGUGCUCUUUAAGCAUCGCUACAUUGCUUCAUAAAUGUUGGGGAAGCUGUGGAUUUAUUUACCCCCCUUCUAAAGAAUGUUGGCCAAAUGCAUCAAAAUGAACAAUCUGACCUAAAAUGUAGCAUGAAUUCAGUCUCUGUGCAUUGCAAGUUAGCUGGCUUUCAUUAAAACCAGCCAACAACAAAGAUGCCUCAUUGAAAAACAGGCUGAGCAGGUUGGGCUGCACUUAACACAGAGAGAUGGGUUCAGGCAAUAACACUGACUGCACUGCUUUUUGUACACUCCUAAUUCCAAAUAGGAGAGCAGUGGAAUGCAGAACCCCCCCCCCCCCCCAAAAAAAAGAAAUUGGCCAUGGGGGGAAUAAGGCAUGAAGGAUUACAUAUUACUAUUAGUCGGACUGCUUGUUUAAAAAAAAAUAACUUGGGCACCUCAGACUGCUGAGUUUAUGGCUUUUUUUCUGCCCUUUUCAUAUUUUAAGUAUUGGGAUACAGAUUUUUUUUUUUUUCAUUUUUAUGCAACAUGACAGCCUCCGUUUUGCAAUAAGGUGCCCUGACCACUUGUUGGUCAGCCGGGACGUUUUUGCAAAUGAGGUUCCCCCUUUGUUAUGGUGAGAUGCUCUCAACUGUUUUAAUCAAUGAGAAGUAGUAUUGCACAAUUAAUCAAUGCUCUUUUUUUUUAAAUGUAAGAAGAGUGACCUUGAUCUGUUAAAAAUCACCAUUUGACUUCUCAUUGGUUAGGACUGUGAUCCCUGUUCUCUCUGCUCUUAUCGUUGUCCCUUAAAUACGAGCACAUCGAAUUUGGCUGUUUUGGCUUAUGGGUUAGGUGGGAGGGCUUUAGUUGUAAAAUAAAAAUACAUUUGAAUUAAAUUUAAGCGUUUGAGUGAACAGGGAUCUAAUUGUACAGGCACUUGGCAGCUGUCUGUCUCUUGUCAGCCCACUGGCAGUAAUUACUGCAGCAAAUGCUUUCAGGGCAAAAAUUGACGAUCCUUCAAGAUGUUACAUUACAUUAGUUGCAAAAUUUUUGAUGGAAUGCUGCGUUACUGCCAGUGGUUGCCAAGAUGAGAACCUUAAAGACUGAGACAAGAGCAUCUUGCCCAAGAUUGGGUGACAAAAUUGGAUAGUUUGUAACUAAAUAGUCUCAUUCUUUAAGGUCUUUUUUUAUUUUUAUUUUGCGGGGUGGUUAAUGACUCUUGCUGCCCUGAUGCACAUGUUCAUCCUCUCGAUAGUUCCAACACAUUUACGAUAACACAGCUUUUGUGUACAAUCUGGCCGUCCUAUCCUGUUCCUGUCGAGGAGGAUGUGAGGAAUCCGUAAGGGUUUUUCCUUCAAAACUGAUGCAUCAGUAAAAUGGGAUGGGUUCUUUGGGCAUUACAAAAACAGGAUGACAUGAUCUAAUGAUCUAAAGUUAUGGUAAUGGGUAUAAAAAGGUUUGAGAAAGUUAGGGUUAGAGGGAAAAAAAGCCCUUAAAUUUGGAUUUUCUUUUUCAAAUGAAACAUUCAAGUGAGUAAACGUUACUAAAAAAAAAAGUCAAAAGUAUUUACAAAAGUCUCUAAAUUAAGUGAAGCAUUUAAAGCCUGAGUUCAUUUUUUUUUUUAUUUAAUGGAAAUUUGGUCGUUAUUUAAUUGGCAGAUUUAUUUUCAGUGAAGCUAAUUUUACAAUGGACUUAAGUUUAAAAGGAUGUCAUGAGUAAAAUUGGAUACGAUUGAAAGUUGUUUUGAAAAUAAAGCUCACUGAAAUUUA